AUGGUACGUAUAACACCGCCGUGCACUCCCAAACGCAACGCCGGCAGCGGAGGAAGUUCAUUCAAGAAACUAGCCACACCGGCAAUACGACCCUUCACUUCUUUUUGGUCUCUAUGCGCGAACCAUGUCAGCCGGGCCGCCAAGAAGAUGGCUGCCGGUUCGCCAAAGUCGCCGUUGACUAAGCCGAAGCAACUUCUAAUAACUGUGAGCAACAAGGCGAUGAAAUUCCGGCGCAAGAAAAAUUCCGGCGACAAGUUUGGUGGAGAUGAUGAUGAUAUUACGUUCGGAGAUGAAGGGCUGUGGCAGAGGACUAUAUUGAUGGGAGAUAAAUGUGAGCCGUUGGAUUUCUCUGGCGUAAUUUAUUAUGAUUGCGAUGGAAAAAGGCUGCCAGAGGCUCCCGGGAAAUCCCCUCGUGCUAGCCCCUUGCUGAGAUAUGCUUACGUGUCGCCGGAGAAGUGA
Fraxinus pennsylvanica is the source of this 459-nucleotide messenger RNA. The record is from the annotation of a GenBank genome assembly. NCBI's taxonomy places the organism in Eukaryota, Viridiplantae, Streptophyta, Magnoliopsida, Lamiales, Oleaceae.